GCUGGCAGUCCGGCUCUCCGGUCUGGAGUAAGAAGGGAAACCCACGAAACCCAACCGGCACAAGGCACCAGAACAAAAUGGCUGCCAUGACCAUAGAUCCGGCGGAGCAGCCGCGGAUGUACCAGCAGACCCUGCUUCAGGAUGGACUGUGUGACCUUUUGGAGAAUGAUAAGUUUGUGGACUGCGUCCUCAAAAUCCAGGACAAGGAGUUUCCCUGCCAUCGCCUGGUGCUGGCAGCCAGCAGCCCUUUCUUCAAGGCCAUGUUCCUGUCCGACCUGGAGGAGAGCAAAAAGAGGGAGAUCGUCCUCAAAGACGUGGAGCCUGGCGUCAUGGGGAUGAUCCUGCGCUACUUGUACACGUCCGACAUUAAUCUGACAGAGCAGAACGUCCAGGACAUAUUCAUGGUUGCGAACAUGUACCAGAUCCCGUCGAUCUUCUCUGUGUGUGUGUCCUAUCUCCAGGAGAAGCUGGUGCUGGGCAACUGCCUGGCAAUCUUCAGGCUCGGGCUGCUCCUCGAUUGCCCCCGGCUCGUUCUGACGGCCAAGGAGUUCAUCUGUGAGCGCUACCAGGUGGUCGUCAGAGACCAGGACUUUCUCCAGCUGGGCGCCAGCGAACUCGCCAUGAUCAUCACCUCAGACUCUCUGAACGUCGAAAGGGAGGAGCUGGUGUUUGAAUCCCUGAUGGAGUGGGUGAAGCAUGACGAGACCAACCGGGUCAAGGACCUUCCAGAGCUGCUGCACUGCGUCCGUUUCAGACUCAUACCUUUGGAGUACUUCAAAGACAAAGUGGAGCGCCAUCAGUUCAUCCGGUUCAGCCAGGAGCUGAAGAAGGAUCUGGAUCUGGUCAAAGAUGCUCACAGAGGCCGGCUGCCCAAACCAAAGAAACUGGAGAGCGACAGGGCGACGGGGGGAGAGGGGGGUGAGGAGGAGGAGGAGGAGGGAUACCUACCAGGUAUCCUCAACAACAACCCUCGCUUUGGGAUGUUUGAGACGGACCUGAUACUAAUGAUCAGCAACACAGGGACUGUGGCCUAUGAGCCGGUAGGGAACGAGUGCUUCGUGGUGUCAGAAUCCACAGAAAUCCCGAAAAACCACUGCAGCCUGGUGACGUCGCAGAACCAGGUGUUUGUCGUUGGAGGACUUCUGUACAACGAAGACAACAAAGACGAGCCGUUCAGUUCUUACUUCCUACAGUUUGACCCAGUAAGCUCAGAGUGGUUAGGGAUGCCCUCACAGCCCAACCCUCGCUGUCUGUUCGGCCUGACAGAAGCUGAAAACUCCAUAUUUGUUGUUGGAGGAAAGGAACUGAAGGAAGGAGAGCAUGUGCUGGACUCCGUCAUGAUCUAUGACAGACAGUCAUUCAAAUGGGGAGAGUCUGACCCUCUGCCCUACGUAGUGUACAGCCAUGGAACCGUGUCACACAAAGGCCUCGUCUACGUGAUUGGAGGAAAGUCUGAAAGCAAGAAAUGCAUGAGACGAGUGUGCGUCUACGACCCCACUAAGUUUGAGUGGAAGGACCUGGCUCCUCUGAGCACAGCCCGCUCUCUGUUUGGCGUCGCCGUCCACAAUGACCAAAUCUAUGUGGUGACGGGAGUGACGGACUCGGGCCUCACCAGCUCCGCGGAGGUGUACGACAUCGCCACCAACAAAUGGUCUGAGUUCACAGAGUUUCCUCAGGAUCGCAGUUCUCUCAACCUGAUCUCAAUGGGGGGCUUUCUGUACGCGGUGGGGGGUUUUGCCAUGAUGCCCAGUGAAACCAGUGAGGAACCCGUGCCAACAGAGAUGACCGACAUCUGGAGGUGA
Molecule: messenger RNA, 1802 nt
Organism: Salarias fasciatus (jewelled blenny)
Lineage: Eukaryota; Metazoa; Chordata; Actinopteri; Blenniiformes; Blenniidae
Product: kelch-like protein 40a
Molecular function (GO): protein binding
Source: RefSeq, a predicted model, not a curated record